This is a messenger RNA of Phragmites australis (common reed), 3065 nucleotides long. RefSeq names its product phosphatidylinositol/phosphatidylcholine transfer protein SFH13-like. The transcript has 15 exons. Bases 447 to 2300 code for a protein of 617 amino acids. NCBI's taxonomy places the organism in Eukaryota, Viridiplantae, Streptophyta, Magnoliopsida, Poales, Poaceae. The record is from RefSeq and is a predicted model, not a curated record.
GGAGCGAGUCAAUCGCGACGCGCGAACGCCCCUGGCGCUGGGCCCUGGAGCAAGAACUGAAAAAAGGGAGCACCCAGUAACCUAGCCGAGCACUAGCAGGCAGCAGUAUUGGAGGAGUAGGCGGAAACCAAGCAACGGAGGCGUGAGCGUUAGGGGACCGGGACGCCGGGAAGGGAGGCAAGAGAAGGCCCGCCCGAUCGCACCAAACGCUUCGUGCUGGCGCUACUACGUCUCCGCUCUUCGUGAUCUCACGGCGGCGUGUCGAACCUCACGGCGGCAGCGGCGGAGGCGAGCUUCGUAGGCUUCUCCGCCCGCCAUCCCGCGCCGAGCACGCCGCGAUCCAGAUCCAGCGUGAGGGCUUGUGCUGCUGUAUAUAUCGAAUCAGCUACCGCGGUAGAGCAACACAGAGGGGGAAGGCCUGAACGUUUGAACUGCAUUUCUGGAGAAUGUCAGAGAGCAAUGUGGAUGGCAUCGAGAUAUCAGUCAGUAAUGAUGAGAGGAGGGACAGGUCAGAUGUCGAGAACUCUGAGGAUGAGCCGAGGCACACUAAAAUGCGGUUGCUGAGGAAGAAGGCGCUGCAUGCAUCGACAAGACUGACACACUCGCUGAAGAAGAGGGGAAAGAGGAAAGUAGACUUCAGAGUGCCAAGGAUAGCGAUAGAGGAUGUGAGGGACGCUGAGGAAGAGCAGGCAGUGAGCUCGUUUCGGGAGGUCUUAUUUGCUAGGGGCUUGCUGCCGGUCAGGCAUGACGAUUAUCAUAUGAUGCUUAGAUUUUUGAAAGCUAGGAAGUUUGACUUUGACAAGGCAGCGCAAAUGUGGGCUGACAUGCUGUUGUGGAGAAAGGAGUUUGGGACAGACACAAUUUUGGAAGAAUUUGAAUUUCAUGAGCUGGAGGAGGUCCUGCAAUAUUAUCCCCAUGGUUAUCAUGGUGUUGACAAGGAGGGAAGGCCUGUCUAUAUUGAGUUGCUUGGGAAAGUUGAACCCAACAAGCUUGUGCAAAUUACAACAGUGGAGCGCUACAUUAAGUACCAUGUACAAGAGUUUGAGAGAGCUUUCCGCGAGAAGUUUCCUGCAUGCUCAAUUUCUUCCAAAAGGCACAUAGAUACCACAACUACAAUUUUGGAUGUCCAUGGUGUGGGCUGGAAGAACUUUAGCAAGAUUGCGAGAGAUUUAGUGCGUUGUAUGCAAAAAAUAGAUGGCGACUAUUAUCCUGAGACACUACAUCAAAUGUUUAUUGUAAAUGCCGGACCUGGUUUCAAGCUGAUCUGGAGCACUGUGAAGGGACUUCUUGACCCCAAAACAUCAUCCAAAAUCCAUGUUCUAGGAACAAAAUACCAAAGCAGACUUCUCGAAGCUAUUGAUGCAAGCCAACUGCCAGAGUUUUUAGGCGGCUGGUGCUCUUGUUCUAAUCACAGAGGAUGCCUGAAGUCCAAUAAAGGGCCCUGGAGCGAUCCUUUAAUCAUGAAGCUUGUACAUAGCAUGGAAACACUGCAGGAGGUUGGGCAAGUGUCUGAUAUAGAAGAAACAAUUGCAGGCUCUGUAAGAUUGCGUGCUCUCAAGUUACCAGAACGAAUUAGUGAUACAUCAAAUGCUGAAUCAGGUUCAGAUCUUGAUGAUCUUGGAUCCCCCACAGCUCCUGAAGAUGUUGAAUAUCCUAGUUUGGCCCCAGUUCGUGAGGAAGCCAGGGAAUUAGGAUCUACAGCAUACAGUGGUUCUGAUGGCAUGUCUCAUAUGGUGGAUAAAGUUGCAGAGUCCAACAAAAGAUACAGUCCUGCUAGAAAUGAAGUCAGACAAUACAAUACACGAGAGCAUUCCUUAAUCAAUGGGGCUUCAUCUGUGCCAGCAGGUCAGCGUGUCCCAGAUGGCGUGGGCUAUGUUGAUGAUGGGAUCUUGAAACAUGUCUCAAGGAAAGUUAUUGCUGUAUUUCUUAAAGUACUCUCUCUUCUGCGGUUUUUGAUUCGUCAGCGUCAACACUUGGAAAAUGUUCAUCCACGUACUGCAACUGUGCCCAGUGAUCAGGCGGAUCUUCAUAUAAUUAAGGAAGAUCGUAUAAAUCCUUGUCUGGAGCGCCUUGAACGACUUGAGUCAGUGUUUAAUCAGCUGAGCAGAAAGCCUCCAGAGCUUCCAAAGGAGAAGGAUCGUGCCAUACAAGAUUCUUUUGACAGGAUAAAGUCCAUUGAAUUUGAUCUGGACAAGACAAAGAAGGUAUUGCAUGCCACAGUUAUCAAACAAAUGCAGCUGGCCGAGACAUUGGAAGCUGCAAAGGAGUCUGAUCUUAGGAGGAGGAAAUUUUGUACAUAAUACACUUAGCUGCAAUGUACAGAAACAAGAAGAAAAGUUGGCGACUUACCAAUGUCUGCUGUUCGACAAAGAAUUAAACUACAUUAUCUUGUACAUGUCUGCCCUUUCCCCGCUUAUCUUGUUUUUUUUGCCUAUUAUAGAGAUGAGGGACGCCAUCUUAGUCUCAAUGACAGAUAGUUAGCAACCUGUGAUAAACCGAGGAGAUAGUCGAGAAGAACGUCCUGGAACAUGGAAAAUCACCAAACAUACCCCAGUUAUAGACCAAAAGGAAUUCUAAAAGAGCCCAAUGCACAGCUUAUGUUAUGUCCAUGUUUAUAUUUAUGCUCCUCUGAGCGUCGAGCCUCCUGAUCCGCCGCAUGUAUUUCAAUGCUUUGCGCAUUUUCCUUUUCAGAACAGUUGAGGUUCCCUCAUAAUUCAAUCCCUUUUUUUUGGUUGAUAACUUGAUUCUACAUGUUACCUUGAGCUUUGCAUUUAUACAACGUCGCUCCUUGCUGUCAUGACUGAAGCGAAGUCCUAUUUGACACAAAAGGAAGUUUCGUUUCAUCGACCACUGGUGUUGAUACAUGCCAAUAUCAUUUUUGACCGCAUGCCGAGGAGUGGUAUUCGUCUAUCCUAUGAUGAGCUGCGUCGCAAUCUAAGGUGCAUCAAACUUAUUAGAGUAGAAAGUGAGACAGAAGUUGAUUGAAUAGAAAAUGAACUCGUGAUCUGUCAUUGCAUCAACAGAUUGUACAUAUAUACAUAUUGAAAUGGUGUUUCCAAUAAUCA